Molecule: messenger RNA, 3101 nt
Organism: Daucus carota subsp. sativus
Lineage: Eukaryota; Viridiplantae; Streptophyta; Magnoliopsida; Apiales; Apiaceae
Exons: 5
Coding region: 2491-2823 (110 amino acids)
Molecular function (GO): RNA endonuclease activity
Source: RefSeq, a predicted model, not a curated record
CCCAUCUCUACUUACAAGCUUUCUAUAUCUCUGUUAUAUCUGCUACCUAUCUAUUGUUCAAAUUAGAAAUGUGUGCUUUUCUGGGGUUUGUCCAACUCCAAUAUAUUGUAUGUUUAAUUUAAUUAUUGAUAGUAUCAAACUGAUAAUUGGGCUAUUUUUAUUAUUAAUGUUCAGAUUCUUGGGUUAUGUUUGUUUACAAUGAUUAUAAUCUUUAGACUAUUAUUGAUUAAUGAUUACUGUAUAGUUCAUUUUCGGGGAAGGUUAAUCGCAUUUUUUCCCAAGGUGGUAUUAUAUCCGGGGAAAUGAACUUCAAAUUGGCUGACAUUUGAAGAACAAUUUUGCAGUGAUUAUGAAAUAAAUAUCGCUUUAAGUUGUAUACUGUGACCGCAAGAUAGGAACGUCUUUUUGUCAAUGUAGAAGAGCUGAAAAUGUAAACUCUGAAUUGAUGUCAUUUCAGUUAAUAAUUUGUCGGAGUAGUAUUAUUCGCUUAAUAUUUUGUUUGCUGGAUUUAAUUAAUUUACUUCAGACUUGAGAUUGGUGGUGGGUUUUUCUAAUGGGAUAGAGGGGUAUUAACUUGUAUGUGGUCUACAGUUGGACAUGUUGCAGCACAGCGUAAAAAGAAACAUGCAGUUUCAAUCGGAAAGGAACGAAGAGAAGCGCUUGUGCGAACCAAGCGACUUUGCAGAGUGGGAGUUAGUGGUGAUAGUGAUGUUCCUAUAGAGAGUGUCAUGAUGAUUGAGGAAGACCAAUACAUUUUGGAGGCUCAGACUUCAGCCGCUGUUGAAGAAUUAAAACUCUCUGUUCCCUAUCAGUAAGUAAUUUCUCACACCAUAAUAUGUAACUUAAGAACCAAGAUUUAUUACUGCCAAGCAAGUCGAUAUUGAUGGAGAGACUAGAGAUGAGGGCAAUGGAAGUGUUUUAGUUAGGGAUGAUGGUGUUAGAGAUGGAAGAAUUGUUCCGAUGGGCUUCAUAGGGAGGCGAGUGAGGCAUAUAUGUCGUACGCCAUGUCGGUGUUGCUUGGUAGGGCGCUGCCGUAUGUUAGGAUGGUUUGAAGCCUGUUCAUCGAAGGAUUUUGUGAGUUUGCCUGCUGGCCUUUAUGUGUGUGGUUUUAAGUAUGUAAUUUUUGCAUUUGUGUACAAUGUUAGCAGCGUCGUAGCGUGUAAUUGUUGGUAUAUGGAUUUUCAACUUGCUAUUGGCUGAUUGACUCUGUCAUUUGGGAUUUGUGGGGAAAGUGUUGUAUAAGUGUUCUGACUUUAGUUUAUAGAAGGUUACUAUUAGUUUAUCUUGAUCAAGUUCAGUUUAAUAGUAAGUUUCUAAAGAAAAAAUUAAUAGGAAAGCAGUUGUAGUGCUACCAAAGACUGUUUUUGGCCGAGAUAGCUGUGGAAUGUUCUUUGGAAGACAAUGCUAAACAGACUCUAGCACUCAAGGGCAAAAUUUUGAUCUUCAUAAACUGAUACAAAAUUUUAAAUUUAAGGAUAUUUAUGUAGGUCGUGCUCAAGAGAAAACCGAUGCUUAAAAUAGAACCAUAUAUACAACCACUAAGUUUUCAUGUGCAGUUAACCGUAACUAAUACUAAAAAUAAGUAAUGAUUCUAAGGGUUCUCUCCCUAAUGGAUCUCUAUGGAACAUGACCCUAUUUAUGUAUCUGAUUUUAACUUACCAGUUACUUGAUCUUAUGAGUAAUAAAAUGUUAGGAAUAAAUGAACAAAAAGUAUAACACCACAAAAAUAAAAUCUUAAAGAUAGUUGGUUGAGCAGAAGAGGUAGUAGAUAUGUUUAUAUAAUGAUUUUAUUAUUUCUGAUAACUACAGCUAGCUGGGGGUUAUCAGACUCUUGGGCUAUAUUGGUUAUGCAGGAGAGAUACAGUUCAAAAUUUGAUAUAAAAUCUUAUAUUUAUAUAAAGGAGGAUCCCAGCAAGCUGACGUGGCGCCUUCCAAAACUCAUAUUCUACUUUUCCUCAAUUUCUAGGAUCCUUCUCUGUUUUUCCUUAAUUUAUAAAAUUUUGUUGUUUGUUAGUUUUGAAAUGUUGGACUUGCUGUUUGUUAGUUUUGAAAUGUUGGCCUUCCCUGUAGAAAUUGAAAGGCCUCACUAUCCAAUUAUUUAAUGUUACUGCAUCGGUUAAAUAUUUGUAAAGACUGAGACUGAGAUAUUUGAACUCACAUCUCAAAGCUUAGAUCGACAAAGCUUUGUAUCUUCUUCCGGUCAGAACGAUUCUGGUGCUGAAGGCUGCGAUUUCGCGUUCUAUGAUAUUCUCUGCUCUUGCGGUGUUACGUCAAUCAGGAAAAUUUCAACGACGUCUACUGCGUCCACUCCUCUAUCAUGUCGGUGCCAAUUCUUCUGAGCUUAGAUCGACAAAGCUUUGUAUCUUCUUCCGGUCAGAACGAUUCUGGUGCUGAAGGCUGCGAUUUCGCGUUCUAUGAUAUUCUCUGCUCUUGCGGUGUUACGUCAAUCAGGAAAAUUUCAACGACGUCUACUGCGUCCACUCCUCUAUCAUGUCGGUGCCAAUUCUUCUGAGAUUGCAGGCUCUGAGAACACAACCACUUUUUCCGGAUGGUGAUGGGUGUCCCUUCUGGAGGUUAAAUUGUUAUCCCGGAGAAUCAAAUAUCCUGGUUCAAGAUUCAAUCGUCUUUGGUGAGAAAUGGAUAACCUUCGACAAUGAGCAGGAGAAGGUGGUCGAAAAGCAUCUCUCUCCGCCAGAUUCACAGACUCAGUUGCUGACAAUUCUGUCCGAAUGGAAUGGCGUGAUCAAGUCAGUGUCAAGCACACUGGUUGGACUGAGCCCAGAAUUUGAACCAGCUCUAUAUAGAUUAUGCUUGCGCUUAUGAUUCCGAAAUUGAUCAAGAUUACAAUCACCAGAUACUUCCACAAUGAGGCUGUAGCAUUCAUCAACCCUUUCCUGUUCCAAGUGACAACCAAAUCAAUCAGUUCGUCAGAUUUAACAACUGGUGAUCAGUAGUAGAAUAGAGUGCAAGAGACUAUUGUUGUAAAUAAAUCUUGCUUGGUUUCAGUAUAUCCAUAAGCUGAGCCUAAUAGUCUAUCACAUUACAAGGAUCAACUUCCUUGAUAACACAGAAAUUAUUGCAGUUGCUAUCACGGGAGGGAA